Molecule: messenger RNA, 1354 nt
Organism: Aspergillus niger
Lineage: Eukaryota; Fungi; Ascomycota; Eurotiomycetes; Eurotiales; Aspergillaceae
Exons: 2
Cellular component (GO): cytoplasm
Molecular function (GO): ornithine decarboxylase activity
Source: RefSeq, a predicted model, not a curated record
AUGGCACCGACUGCUUGUGUACCUGCUGAAGUAUGCACUCCUAAAUACUACCAGGAGAAACACGACUAUAAUCUCAAUUGGGAUCAUGGUCAAUUCAGCAAUCAUGGAGGGGACGAUUUAUCGCAAUCUAGGUUGGCUGCCAAGGAACUAGUCUUGGACAUCCUGAAGAAGCGCGCAGCUGAGGUCAAUGUGGACAGCUGCGCGCCAGGAGAGGAGGACCCGUUUUACGUGGCAGAUAUGGGGGGAGGUCUACCGCCAGCAUCUGCGCUGGAAAAUGAACUUGAGCCGUGUUCGGCCUUUCUACGCGGUCAAGUGCAACCCCGACCCGGAGAUCCUUCGCCUCAUGGCUAAACUCGGAAACGGUUUUGAUUGUGCGUCCAAGGCCGAGAUCGAUAUGGCCCUCGAGACCGGCGUCGACCCAAGCCGCAUCAUCUACGCGCAGCCCUGCAAGACCAAGUCCUAUCUGCGCUACGCCGCCCAGGUGGGCGUCAAGCAGAUGACCUUUGACAACGCCGACGAGCUGUACAAGAUCAAGGCCAACUACCCGGACGCCGAGCUUUAUCUGCGCAUCCUCACGGAUGAUUCGAACAGCUUGUGCCAGUUCAGCAUGAAAUUCGGAGCUUCCUUGGACGUUGCUCGCCAGCUCCUCGAAUUGGCGCACCAGCUCGAGCUGAAGGUGGUCGGCGUGAGUUUUCACGUCGGAUCAGGCGCUGAGGAUCCUAAGGCUUUCCUGAAAGCCGUGCAGGACGCGCGCCUUGUGUUUGAUCAAGCCGCAGAGAUUGGCCACGAACUGCACACUUUGGAUGUCGGCGGAGGUUUCUCCCAGGACACUUUUGAGAAAUUCGCCGGCGUCCUGAGCGAGGCGUUGGAGACCUAUUUCCCGCCCAACAUCCGGGUCAUUGCCGAACCGGGUCGCUACUAUGUUGCCAAUGCGUUCACUCUGGCGGCCAACAUCAUUGCUCGCCGUGAGGUGCGCGACCCGGAGGACCCGGCCAACGACGCCUACAUGCUGUAUCUCAACGACGGGGUGUAUGGAAACUUCUCCAACAUCAUCUUUGACCACCAGCACCCCGUGGCCCAGGUCCUGACCUGUGCGUCGGCCGCUAACUCCCCUUAUGCUGCGACUUCGGGGGGUGUCACGUACUCCAUCUGGGGGCCGACCUGUGACGGCAUUGAUGUUAUCUCCAAGCGCAUUGCGCUGCCAGCUCUGCUGGAAGUUGGAGAUUGGCUUUACUUCGAGGAGAUGGGAGCCUACACCAAGUGUAGCGCGACCCGCUUUAACGGCUUUUCGGACAACCACGAGGUGAUCUACAUCUCCAGCGAAGCCGGGGCUUCUGCGCUCCUCGAGUACUAG